Messenger RNA from Phaeoacremonium minimum UCRPA7, 999 nucleotides. RefSeq lists its product as hypothetical. The record is from RefSeq and is a predicted model, not a curated record. The coding region runs from base 1 to 999 and encodes 332 amino acids. Lineage: Eukaryota; Fungi; Ascomycota; Sordariomycetes; Togniniales; Togniniaceae. The transcript is spliced from 2 exons.
AUGCCGCCACAGCUGUCCCAACCGGCUGUCUCCAGCUCCGCUGCCACCGCCUCGUCUGCACCGGGCCAGGCCUCGCGCAUAAAGCCUGCGUCCGCGACCGACGACGCGCCGCGCCUGCGGCCCGCCUUCACCACCCUCCAGCAGCACUACAGCCCGGCUCGCAACCUCGCGCCGAAACCCCUGACAGCGACGUUCCUCGCGCCGCCGUCGCCGUCUAAACUCCCAUCCAAUGUCGCCAUCUCGGCGGAGACGGCAAAGCUGCAGACCGAGCUGCUCCAGUUGCACCUAUUACAUCGCGACUCGGCCGUAGUCGACCAGGAAUGGCGGGCCAGUGCGCGGCAGAAGCUUGGGGAGAGGUUCGCUGCGCUGGUCAAGGAGAAUCAAGACCUCAGUCGGGAAGAAGCCGAUGUUAUAGAGAGGAGGAACAUUGCAGCAUUACAGUCCUGGGGCGGCACGAGCAGCGGAGGCGGACGAUCAGGCAAUACGGCGUUGGAGGAGAAGAUCCAGGUCCUCGAUCUUGUGCUGUCGGGUCUGUGGAGCUUGGGCGAACCAGGCGGCAAAUAUGCAAGGGUUAUUCGGCGAUUUGAGCGAUGGGCUGAGCGGAUGGUUGAUGUGGUAGAGGCAAGACGAAGAGGGGGCGGUCUCGGCGUCCUAGACGGCGAGGAGAUCAUGUUUGUUGGAGAGCUGGACUCUGCGUGGAAGGACGAGUGUGCUGGACUGGUGCGGAAGCUGGACGGCUGGCGGAGGCAGCUCAAGGAGCUGGGUGAUGUGCCAGAUGAUGCCAUCGAGGAGACAACUCCUGUCGGCGGGCGAUCGAGCCUCGCGCAGAUCCUGGACGGGUGCAGAGGCUUGGUUCACGACAUGCUCGCCGAGCUGAACAUCAUGGAGCAGAUUGAGCGGGACGCGCUCAAGCAGGAGGCCGACUGGAUUCAGAAGAUAAAUCGGGAUGAGACGGACGACGAUAUGCCCAAGGCUGGUGCCAUUUGGAGGGCAUUCUGA